AUGUUGCGAACUCUGGCAGCCAUCUCUUUCUUUGCUCUGCCAUCGCUGCAGAGCACAGUCUCAAAGAAGUUCGCGCCUCUCAAAUUCGCCAAGGAUGGCACCUUCCAGAUCUCAGUUCUGGAAGAUCUUCACUUCGGAGAAAAUGCCUGGGACACAUGGGGCCCCGAGCAAGACGUGAACUCUGUGGCUGUUAUCAACCGGGUUCUCAACGCUGAAUCGCCUGACUUGGUCGUUCUCAACGGCGACUUGAUCACGGGUGACAACGCAUUCCUGGAAAACAGCACUGUUUACAUCGAUGAGAUCGUCGCCCCACUCGUUGAACGUGGUUUGACCUGGGCUUCUACCUACGGCAACCACGAUAGUUCCUACAAUCUCUCUCGCGAAGCCAUCCUAGCUCGCGAGCACCGCUGGCCUAAUUCGAGAACGAAGCAGAUGGUCUUUGGUCGCGAGGCUGGUGUCUCGAACUAUUACCUCCCUGUUCACGGGUCCAAGGAUGAGAACUCUACUGGGGCUCCCGAGCUGCUGCUUUGGUUCUUUGAUAGCCGGGGUGGCUAUUAUUACCAGGAGCUGGAUUCGGCUGGAGACGAGGUUGCGCAGCCAAACUGGGUUGAUGUUAGUGUUGUUGAUUGGUGGAAGAAAACCAAUAAGGAGCUUGUGAAGAAGUAUCACAAGGAGAUCCCGUCUCUUGUUUUCGUGCAUAUCCCCACAAAUGCGUCGUUGGCUGCGCAGACGGAGAUUGGAAUCAAUGAGCACCGUGAACCGGGUAUUAAUGAUGAUUAUACCCUUGCGCAACAGGGUGAGGGGUGGUGUGCUGACGGCAGCGAUGCUAGCACUUGUGUCUAUGGUGGACAGGAUGUGCCUUUCAUGAAGGCCCUUGUUGAUACACCUGGUGUUCUUGCCGUGUUCUCGGGUCACGAUCACGGUGAUACUUGGUGCUACAAGUGGGAUAGUCAAAUUUCCGAGAUGACUGUCAAGGGCAAUGGUGUCAACCUCUGCUUUGAACAGCACUCUGGGUAUGGAGGUUAUGGAAGUUGGAUUCGUGGAUCGAGACAGAUCCUUGUGUCGGAAGAGAAGUUGAAGAAGAGUGUGAUUGAUUCCUGGAUUCGAUUGGAAUCUGGGGACGUGUCGGGCGCUAUCUCGCUAAACUCGACAUAUGGUGAGGAUAGCUAUCCCGCGACAGUGGAUCUGGAUUCAUCUUGCCCUACUUGCAACUAUACUCUCAACUAA
Penicillium longicatenatum is the source of this 1227-nucleotide messenger RNA. RefSeq names its product metallophosphoesterase family protein. The record is from RefSeq and is a predicted model, not a curated record. Gene Ontology annotation, molecular function: hydrolase activity, acting on ester bonds. The transcript is spliced from 2 exons. Gene Ontology annotation, cellular component: cytoplasm. The coding region runs from base 1 to 1227 and encodes 408 amino acids. Lineage: Eukaryota; Fungi; Ascomycota; Eurotiomycetes; Eurotiales; Aspergillaceae.